Molecule: messenger RNA, 862 nt
Organism: Drosophila takahashii
Lineage: Eukaryota; Metazoa; Arthropoda; Insecta; Diptera; Drosophilidae
Gene: alphaTry
Product: alphaTrypsin
Biological process (GO): proteolysis
Molecular function (GO): serine-type endopeptidase activity
Source: RefSeq, a predicted model, not a curated record
CAAGCACUUGUUAGCCACGCUCACCAUGCUGAAGUUCGUGAUCCUGUUGUCCGCCGUUGCCUGCGCCCUGGGAGGCACCAUCCCCGAGGGUCUCCUGCCCCAGCUGGAUGGUCGCAUCGUCGGCGGCUCGGCCACCACCAUCAGCAGCUUCCCCUGGCAGAUCUCCCUGCAGCGCUCGGGAUCCCACUCCUGCGGUGGCUCCAUCUACUCCGCCAACAUCAUCGUGACCGCCGCCCACUGCCUGCAGUCCGUUUCUGCUUCCGUUCUGCAGGUCCGCGCCGGAUCCACCUACUGGAGCUCCGGCGGCACCGUCGCCAAGGUCGCCGCCUUCCGCAACCACGAGGGCUACAAUGCCAACACCAUGGUCAACGAUAUUGCUGUGAUCCGGCUGAGCAGCUCCCUGAGCUUCAGCUCCAAUGUGAAGGCCAUCAGCCUGGCUAGCUACAACCCAGCUAAUGGAGCCAGCGCCGCCGUCUCCGGCUGGGGCACCCAGUCCUCCGGCUCCAGCUCCAUCCCCUCCCAGCUGCAGUACGUCAACGUGAACAUCGUCAGCCAGUCGGUGUGCGGUUCCUCCGCCUACGGAUACGGUAGCCAGAUCAGGAGCACCAUGAUCUGCGCUGCUGCCAGCGGCAAGGACGCCUGCCAGGGUGACUCCGGUGGCCCUCUGGUCUCCGGUGGACAGCUUGUGGGUGUUGUCUCCUGGGGAUACGGCUGCGCCUACUCCAACUACCCCGGAGUCUACGCCGAUGUGGCUGUGCUCCGCACCUGGGUGAUCAGCACUGCUAACAGCAUCUAAGCGGAUAACCCUUGGGUUGGAUAUGUCAAAUUCCUUCAAUAAAGCUUUGUAAUACAGAACAUAAAA